Molecule: messenger RNA, 2112 nt
Organism: Arvicola amphibius (Eurasian water vole)
Lineage: Eukaryota; Metazoa; Chordata; Mammalia; Rodentia; Cricetidae
Gene: Spata21
Product: spermatogenesis associated 21
Molecular function (GO): calcium ion binding
Source: RefSeq, a predicted model, not a curated record
AUGGAAAACAGAAACACCCAGAUACACCCAGAGAACAAUGAGGAGGCUCCAGCGGUCCAACCAAGUCCUGGCCUGAAUUCCACCAAAAAGAAGAUGGAUUUAGAGUCCACUGUGUCAGUCAGUCAGGCUGGUUUUGCUGAUGCCAAGGAAAAGGAGAAAGAAAAGCAGCCUGUAGCUCCCAGAGGACCAGAGGGGGAGCUUGAACACACAGGAUCACCCCAGAAGGGGCCAGGGGAGCUUGAGACCCAGGAACAGCUCUCAGCAAGACCAGAGUGAUCAUCUUUGGCAACCGAGGAAGGGCCGAAGGAUCUACAAGCUGACCAGGAGCAAGCCCAGCCUGACGGGGAGUGUGUGACCUCUGAAGAGCAGCAGCCACAGCCAACCAUGCCAACCAAGGACCAACAGGAGAGAUGGCAGAGCGCCGAGGCCAAAGAGAUUCCUCCCACUGAGAGCUGCCAGGCUCUCCCCACUCAAGGAGACACAGAUCAUCAUCUGGAAAAGCCAAGCGCCUCCGGCAGCAGGAGUCAGCCACUGGAGGAUGACCCCCCCAGUAACGCAGGCCUCCCACAGGUCAGGCUGCAGAAGCCCAUGCCAACACCCACCUCGGGGACACACAAGGACAGUCCCCAGGAGGCAGUGACACCCAAACCCAUGGUGACUGUGGAGGAAAAGAAGGCCCGUCCCGUCUUGUCAUCGGCACCAAUCCCUCGACCACACAAAGAGGGAGGUGAAGCUGCAGAGACCAAGGCAUCACCAAGGCCUCUUCCUCCACCAGUAAGUCGAGAAAGAAACAGUGAGAAGAAGGAGCUGGGCCAAGGGCAGAAGCAACGGCAGCAGGCUUCGGCAGCUGCAGGAAGCCAUGCAUCUGGGAACUCCCGUCGGGGCUUCAUGAAGUGCCUCCUGGAGGUGGAGGAGCAGGAAGAAGUCACCCAUCGGAGGACUUUGAAAGCCCGGACCCUGACAACCCGGAGGUCACCCAGGACCCUGACUUCUGUCUCCACCUCAGGCCCCAUCAGCAACUCAGUCCCAACCUUGCCUCUGACCCUGCUUGAACCCUCCACCUCAGCUCCAGCUACUGUCCCACUGUGGGUCAGACCACCAGCCCCUGGGCAAACCCCUACCUCUGUGGGGUCCCCUAGUUCAGUCCUGUCAGCUCCCACCCAGGACCUGAGCUGGAGAUGGCCAGAGUUCUUGCCCCAGGGCAGUGAGAGAAGCCUGAACUAUGCCAAGACACGGCAGGAGCCGGAAGAGCAUGGCCUCUUUAAACUGUACCAGAGCUGGGAGGAACGGUCUGAGGAGCACCUCACCUUGAAGCAAGAGGAAGCCUUCCGCAGCUACUUUGAGAUCUUCAACGGCCCUGGCGAGGUGGAUGCGCGGAGUCUCAAGAACAUCUUGCUCCUAAUUGGCUUCACCCUUACCCCGGCACAGGUGGAAGAGGCCCUGAUGAGUGCCGAUGUCAAUGGAGACGGUCAUGUGGAUUUCAAAGACUUCUUGGCAGUAAUGACAGACACCAAGCGUUUCUUCUGCUCUGUGGAACAGAAUGUCCUGAUGGAUAUGUCGCCCCCGAACCCCUACACACUGUUCUUUGAGAUCCUCUCUCUGCUGGUGGAGAUGCUGGCCCUGCCGGAGGCGGCCCUAGAAGAGAUCACAAACUACUACCAGAAGAAGCUGAAGGAAGGCACCCCCAAGAACCGAGAGAUGGAAUCGGCUAUGGGCGGACUGCGACCAAGGAAGAAAAUUCCUUACAACUCUCAGCAAGCAGACAGCUUAGAGGGCCCAGAUCGAAGGGUCCUCAGGAUCCUGAGCCGACUGAAGCAGCAGAACUAUGGUGCCAAUAUGCAGAGCCCCUAUGCCCAGGUGCCCUGCAUCCCACUCUGCCCACGGCUGGAGAAGAAGGCAGUCCGUCGAAAACAGGGUAGCCAUAACCAUUCGGUGCUGGAUCAGUGUGUCUCUACAAGCCUGGGCCCUGACCUCCAUGGCCUCUUCUUCCAGUCAGGACAGCAAGGAAGCAGGGAACACAGCUCUGACAGCAGAAAGUGGCUUAGCUCCGUGCCAGCCCGAACCCACUGAUCGUCUGGAAUCCUGGCUCCAGAAGUUCAAGGCCUAUAGACA